Molecule: messenger RNA, 1059 nt
Organism: Penicillium bovifimosum
Lineage: Eukaryota; Fungi; Ascomycota; Eurotiomycetes; Eurotiales; Aspergillaceae
Exons: 3
Coding region: 1-1059 (352 amino acids)
Source: RefSeq, a predicted model, not a curated record
AUGACGACAAAGUCAGACGCUCUCCCAGAAAUGCAGUACCGGUUCCUCGGCCGGACCGGUUUGAAGGUCUCCGUUAUCUCGCUGGGCAGUUGGCUCACAUACGGCGGACAUGUCGGAAAUGAUACCGCUCUUGAAUGCCUAAAGGUCGCUUAUGACGCCGGCGUCAACUUCUUCGACACAGCCGAAGUAUACUCCGGCGGACAAUCGGAGAUCGUACUUGGCGAAGCGAUUAAGAAAUUCGGCUGGAAGCAGAACGACAUUGUCAUCUCCACUAAGAUCUACUGGGGCCAAGCCAACAGCGCCAACCCAAGCAAACCCCUGAACAACACCGGCCUGUCACGCAAACACAUCAUCGAAGGCAUGAACCUCUCCCUCCAACGACUGAAUCUCCCCUACGUCGACAUCGUCUACGCCCACCGCCCGGACCGCGACACACCCAUGGAAGAAACCGUGCGGGCCUUCAACUACCUCCUCGACCAAGGCAAGGCCUUCUACUGGGGUACGUCGGAGUGGUCGGCGUCCGAGAUCGCCGAAGCCUGGCGCCACGCCGACAGACUCGGUCUCGUCGGACCGGUCGUCGAGCAGCCGCAGUACAACCUGCUUGUGCGCGAGCGCGUGGAGAAAGAGUACCGCUGGCUGUACGAUGCGCACGGGCUUGGACUGACGAUCUGGUCGCCGUUGAAGGGGGGUGUGUUGACGGGCAAGUAUAAUGAUUCGGAGGAGCCGCCUGCUGGGUCCAGGAUGGCGGAGUCGAAGGAUAAGUUUGUCCAGGGGUGGAAGAAGACUGUUGGUGAUGAGGCUUGGAAGAAGCAGUUGGAGCAGACGAGGGCUUUGAAGUCUAUUGCGGAGGAAUUGGGUGUUACCACGGCUCAGUUGGCGCUUGCGUGGGUUUUGAAGAAUCCGAAUAUUUCUUCCAUGAUUACGGGUGCGUCUAGGCCGGAGCAGGUUAGGGAGAAUCUGAAGGCUUUGGAGGUUGUUGAGUUGUUGACGGAUGAGGUGAUCGAGAGGAUUGAGGCUGCUGUUGGGAGUAAGCCUGCUGUUGAGGUUAGACGGUUCUAA